CCAUGUGUGCUGGGCCUUGGGUUGUGCUUGCAGCAUUUUGUGUGUGCUAAGUGUGAGAAACCCUUCCUGGGCCACCGUCACUACGAGCGCAAGGGCCUGGCUUACUGUGAGACCCACUACAACCAGCUGUUCGGAGACGUUUGCUACCACUGCAAUCGUGUCAUCGAGGGAGACGUGGUGUCUGCCCUCAACAAGGCCUGGUGUGUCAACUGCUUCGCCUGCUCUACCUGCAACACCAAGCUCACUCUCAAGAACAAGUUUGUGGAGUUCGACAUGAAGCCGGUGUGUAAGAAGUGCUACGAGAAGUUCCCAUUGGAGCUGAAAAAGCGGCUGAAGAAGCUGUCCGAAGCUGCUGCACGGAAGUGAACCGACGGUUAAGCAGCUGAAGGAGAUGAAACCCUGAGGUGGCCGACCCCACGACCCCUCACCUGUAGCCACACACCUGCAAAGUGCCUUGAUUUCAUCCUCCUUAAACUGGUUUAGCUUCAAGUCUUUUUGCAUAAAUUCUGUUUUUAUACAUUCGCUUCUUUCACUGCGAUUUAUAUUAUAUGUUCUAUAUUUAAUAAACUGUAAGAGACGUGGAAAUAAGACUGAAAA
Molecule: messenger RNA, 597 nt
Organism: Poecilia latipinna (sailfin molly)
Lineage: Eukaryota; Metazoa; Chordata; Actinopteri; Cyprinodontiformes; Poeciliidae
Product: LIM and senescent cell antigen-like-containing domain protein 1
Exons: 4
Biological process (GO): cell-cell adhesion; positive regulation of substrate adhesion-dependent cell spreading; cell-cell junction organization
Cellular component (GO): focal adhesion; cell-cell junction; cytoplasm
Source: RefSeq, a predicted model, not a curated record